Molecule: messenger RNA, 2071 nt
Organism: Caenorhabditis elegans
Lineage: Eukaryota; Metazoa; Nematoda; Chromadorea; Rhabditida; Rhabditidae
Exons: 6
Coding region: 8-1939 (643 amino acids)
Source: RefSeq, marked reviewed
GUUCACAAUGACUGCGGAUUCACUCCGCGAACGACUGAAAAGUCAAAAUGCAGACUAUUCAUUACUCAACACAUCACAGGCAUCAAACCGGUCAGCAUUUGAAGACAAAAUGUCCCCAGUGUGCAAGAGCAGAUAUGUGAAUGAUAAUCAGAGACUAGAACAAUCGAGAAUAACAAUGCUGGAAACCAGGAUCAAAUGGCACAUCAUUCUCUUAACUGGCUUCUCUAUUGAUCAUUUGGUGCUCAAUUCAUCGUUUACCUCUGCAAUUCUUCUUUUCGGAUUCUUUCCCUCCUACGUAAAUUCUAGUAUUUCACUAUUCGUCAUAAUUUAUUCAUUGAUUAUGAUUGCAUCGUACGCGUUUGAGAUCAAAUUCCCGAAUGCCCUGAAGCAGCUGGUUUACAACAAAGUUCAAUCAAAACCACCACGUCCAGAAUCAUCAAAAAGUACACCAAUAGUGCCCGAUGCUCAGAAUGUGCUCGACACAAGUGUACAAAGCAAUGACCUUUCUUGGGUUGAUGCUCACCGUUUCGGUACUCCAUCAUUCAAAUCAAGCCAACUUCAACAAUCUCCUUCUCCAAACAAGAAGUCACCUUCAUAUUCACAAGUGAUGUCAAAUGUUUCAGUCUCAGACACUUCGGGAAUUCUGGAGGAUACCAAAGGGGGAUGGAAAAGCCCGGCAGUUUAUGGAAAAUCUAAUGAAUCGAUUCAUACAAGAAAACAGCUUGAUGUGCUUCUCCGAUCUAAUCAGGAUGAGAUUCCAGUCGAUAUGAAUACUUCUACAUUUUCUUCCAUUUGGAGUGUAUUUGGUUUAGGACGCAGUGGUCAGAUAAGUGCGAAUAACACUUGGCAGGUUUCUGAGGAAAUCACGAAUGAUGGGAAUACUAACUCAUCAUACCGAAUGAAAAUUGGUAAAAAUGGAAGAACGGAAGUAAAAAUGUUGAGACGUGGCAAAGAUGGAGAGAUCGAGGAAGAGGAUGAAGACGAACUUGUCCGUUUGCAUAAAAUACUGAAUGCGGCGAAGUUAACUCCCGAAGGAAAGACUGGAAUUCUGAAACGAAGCAAUUCAAUCGAUCGUGCCGGGAUUCGUAGUCGGCGUAGAUCUCAUAGUUCACCUGAACGAUCUACUAGUACUGAAAAUGAAAUCAGAUACCAAACUGGAGAAUUAUUAACGGAAGAUCAGCAGAAAAGAGCCGAGUUUAUGACUAGAGCCUGGAUUCGCAACACAAUUCUCGAACCAUUGGCCGAACACAUUGAUAAAGUCAAUAAAAUACUCGAUAAAGAGCAUGCAAAUCCUCCACUUCGUGUUGGAGUAUCUUCUGUUGAUGCUCUGAAACUUGCAGCAAUUGAAAGAGAUUCUCUCAAAUCUUCAGAUCUUCCAUUCCUUCUUCCAUUCCUCAGUGUCCAUCCAAAUCAAAAAUAUCUGAUCAGUCGAAUCAAAGAGCUUUGUGCCACUCAAUUUAUGGAUGCAUACAAAUGGAAUUCGGGUGGUUCAGAGCCAACCGAUGAUAACGAUCAAAUGACACGUCUUGUUCGCCGUGAAUGGAAUGAUUCGUUGCCAACUGAUGCAGUUCUCGUAUUCGACAUUUUUCUGGCUUAUAUGGAUGCUCAACUCAAUUCCAAUUGUCUCGUUGGAGAUAGUCGCCUUGACCAGCCAUUCACCAGCCGAUUCUGUGUCAAAAAUGCUCAAAAACCAUCAUCUGCUCAACGUACUCCAUUCAGUUUCUAUCUUCACAUGGUUACAAAAUCUCCUCCACACGCUGAAUUUGUGCACAUUGAUGAAAAUGGAUAUGCAAUUAAGUGCAACGUUCUCCGUCAAUCACCCAAUCUCUUCCGUGCUAUCGCUCAAUUUAUUCAUUUUGUGAAACAUGAAAAUCAUGGAUAUCUGGAUCAGACCUCAAUCGGACCAUCAGGAAUUAACAUGACAUACGUCCUGGCGUGAAAAAUUCAAUUCAAGUUUUUAUAUGAUGUUUAUUAUCGUAUCCUUUAACAGGUUUUUAUUUUCUCCCGCUUUGUUUUGUUGUUCUUUUGUUACGAUCUCUCGACGACCACCCACAUGAAUCAAUUAUUUUUU